Molecule: messenger RNA, 743 nt
Organism: Pyrenophora tritici-repentis Pt-1C-BFP
Lineage: Eukaryota; Fungi; Ascomycota; Dothideomycetes; Pleosporales; Pleosporaceae
Source: RefSeq, a predicted model, not a curated record
AUGGCGCAACCCAAGGAGAACUCCGAGUUGACAAAGCCACAGUUCUACAACCUUGCCAUCUUCAUAUCAUCCAUUGCUGCCUUUAGUCUGAUAGCGCAACGUAUGACUUCUGCAAAGGCCAUCGGUUCAUGAAAUAAGCCAUCAUGACACGAAACAUCAGUUGCCAAUGUGUAGUGGAACGAAUGCUACCAAGCUUCUUACUUCUUGCUUCUCUUCCCAAGAGAAACCAUCUCAAAAACUUUAGCACAUCGCGAAUCUAGACAUCCGGCCCGUUGCAUCCGAAUAUGUCACGCACUUCUAUCCCACCUCGACCCCCUCUUCAGUCUUACAACACCCUUCGCUUGGAAGAAUUGCGUCAACUGCUUCCUCCAAUUCACCUCCCACGUCCAAAUUUUCCGUUCCUCAUCCCAUUCGAAUCUUCCCACCCCAAACCAGGAGGAGCCUUUCAUGUGGUUCCGGCCAAUCUUGAUCCACUGCGGCGCUUCCUCUAGCCGUUCCUUUGGCAGCACACCGGUACGAUAAAGCUCGUCGACACUUUUCAUAUCCUCUCCCUUCCUGACUGACUCUGGCGACUUCAAAACUGCAUACUGUGGAUUGGUAGCCAGUUUAUCGAACGAGAAGACUAUUUAACCCCGGGGUAUGGCCUCGCCAGGCCAUCUAAGCUCACCCGUUAUCGGGUCGCGACGUGGAAGUGCUAGCGAGUUUGAUAGUUCAGGAAGAUGCAUCGAUACAAAUAUCCGCUC